Molecule: messenger RNA, 273 nt
Organism: Sparassis crispa
Lineage: Eukaryota; Fungi; Basidiomycota; Agaricomycetes; Polyporales; Sparassidaceae
Product: Cytochrome b-c1 complex subunit 8
Exons: 5
Coding region: 1-273 (90 amino acids)
Biological process (GO): mitochondrial electron transport, ubiquinol to cytochrome c
Source: RefSeq, a predicted model, not a curated record
AUGCCCGGUCCGAAGACCUGGAAUGAGUGGUGGGGUUCUACGGAAGGGCUCAAGAUGAAGGGCGUCGUUCAGUAUUCCGUGUCGCCAUUCCGGCAGCGCGCGACGCACCACAUGUUCCGCAGCUGGCUGUUCAACGGGUACCGCCGUCUCUCGGGGCAGGUGCCUUACUGGAUCGUGCCCGCCCUCAUCGGCUACGGCACGUACACCUGGGCAAACCGCUACGACGCCUGGCAAAACAGCAAGGCCGCACACGUCUCCGGGCACGUACACUAG